AUGGCGUGGUCUACCAUUUUCCUCUUCUGGUCCGGCUUCACAGGUGUUAUCUUGUUGACACUUCUUGGAGUCCUCAUUCACGAUGUCAUCCUUUGGAAACGAAUGCCCCCAGGCCCUCCACCUCUGCCGUUCGUUGGAAACAAAUUCGACAUUCCAAAGAAAUAUCCCUGGAUACAAUUUCAAGACUGGUCCCGCAAAUAUGGACCCAUCUACACUUUAUGGUUUGGUCGUCGGCCAACAGUCAUUGUCUCUGAUCCCAACGUGGCUGUGGAUUUACUCGAAAAGCGUUCCAACAAGUAUAGCUCUCGGCCGCGGUUCGUGGUGAUGGGCGAGUUGCUAUGGGACAACUCGGCCAUUCUCGUGCAGCCCUAUGGCAAAGCAUGGCUAGUCCGAAGGAAAGCCCUACAUUCAGCGCUCACUCCCAGAGUGCUUCUCAGUUACAGACCUGUCCAAGAAGCAGAAGCCGCCCGACUAUGCUAUCAGCUUUUUGGACGACCUAACGACUUUGAGCCGUUGCUGGACCGCAUGACGGCAUCAAUCGUUUUCACAAUCGCAUAUGGUCACCGCGUCGAUAGUCUUCAAUCGCCCAUCAUCCGACAGCGUCUCAAGAUGAUGCACAGAGCAGCCGCCACAAACGUCCCCGGACGUUAUCUAGCCGAAUCCUUCCCCGUCCUCAAACACAUCCCGGAUGUGUUUGCGCCUUGGAAGCGGGAGGUCAAGAGCUGGGGCUUAGAAGAGGCGGCUGCCAAUCGUCAAUUGCUCAACUACGUGCGCGAAGACAUCGAGGACGCAAAGCGACCGGGUGCUCCACCACUACCAAACAGUCUUGCCAAACAACUCAUCGAAGCUCGUGAUGCUGAUCCGGCCACCUUUGGACUUCUCCGUGAUCGCGACUUCGCCACUUUGCCGGCAUCCAUCUUCGGCGCGGGUGCCGACACUACAGCUUCGACACUAUGUUCCUCUAUCCUCGCCCUCAUCACGAACCAAGAUGUGCUAGACGCGGCACACGCUGAACUUGACGCGGUCAUCGGACCUAACCGUCUGCCCGCAUACGAAGACGAGUCGUCACUACCAUAUAUUCGCGCCUUGUGCAAGGAAGUCCUACGCUGGCGUCCAGUUGCUGUUCUCGGCGGCACACCACAUGCCAGCUCGGAGGCCGACACUUACCAAGGCUAUUACAUCCCCAAAGGCACCAACAUCCUCGGGAACUCGUGGGCGAUCAACAGAAAUGAAGACUAUUACCCCAAUGCCGACCACUUCAACCCUUUACGCUUCCUGGACGUUGAUCCGCACGCUCUGGGCUACCUGCCCGAAAAGUACCUAGCUAGCACGCCUGUCGAGAAGGGUCGUCUGGCGCAUCCCAGCAAAUCGGGCCACAGUUCGUUCGGGUGGGGCCGGCGCAUUUGUCCCGGCGCAGACCUGGCCAACGCCAACCUUUUCAUCGCGCUUGCAAGAAUGCUCUGGUGUUUUGACAUUAAGCCGGUCAAGGGAGUCGUGUACGAUACAUACGAUUAUACUGAGGGCUUCAAUAUUCGGCCAAAUCCGUUCAAGUGCGAGAUCACCAUUCGGAGUAAGACGCAUGAAGAGGUACUUAGGACCGAGUUUCAGAAAAGUCAGGAAUUCCUUGUCAACAACUUCCCGUUGUUCAAAGAGCAUGAGAUUGUUGUUUAG
Messenger RNA from Exophiala xenobiotica, 1671 nucleotides. RefSeq lists its product as uncharacterized. The transcript has a single exon. Lineage: Eukaryota; Fungi; Ascomycota; Eurotiomycetes; Chaetothyriales; Herpotrichiellaceae. Bases 1 to 1671 code for a protein of 556 amino acids. The record is from RefSeq and is a predicted model, not a curated record. Gene Ontology annotation, molecular function: monooxygenase activity; oxidoreductase activity, acting on paired donors, with incorporation or reduction of molecular oxygen; iron ion binding.